Molecule: messenger RNA, 2109 nt
Organism: Pseudo-nitzschia multistriata
Lineage: Eukaryota; Bacillariophyta; Bacillariophyceae; Bacillariales; Bacillariaceae
Source: the annotation of a GenBank genome assembly
CAUCAUCAUCAUACACAACAGAAACACUGCACUUGUUGAAACGAUUGCUUACAGGGCAUCGAAAAAGAACUAUUGUGAAAAUAACAGCAAGACUAAAUAAUACAGAAGACGACACAAACGAUUCACGAGGAUAUUGAGAAAGAAAACAGGCGCAUACACUUAAAUUACAAUCGCAAGCCUAGCCGAGCAAUGCCGACACCGGGGUACCGUUCGAUUAAGGCUCGAAAGUGCAGCCGACGAGUGCUCUUCGACUCCUCGAGCGUUCAGCCGUCCGUUGACGACAGCGACAGCGACGAUUGGGAGGAUGAUGCAUCCUCAUCUAGUUCCGAUUCCGAGAUAAGUCGCCGACAUCGGUGGAGUAGGCAGGUGACAAGUCGGAGCUUGUCAGCGAAAAAUCUUCAAUCAUCUCGGGGCAUGUAUGUUAGCAGCCGUCACAUGAACUACGACGGUAGCCUCGACGGAAGCAACAGCAUGAGCAACAGUAACAAGCGAAGCGAUGAUAGCAACAACUUCGACGACGAUGACAUCGAUAUCGAAAUCGAAGGCAGUGACAGUGACGACGAAUCCUUUCUCGAACAGAAGCAACAGGACGAAAAGGUGAAACUAAAAAUGGUUGCCAUAUUGUCAACAGUGGUCUGUCUACUCUUGCUGAUGACGGCCGUGGGUCUGGGAAUAGCGCUGAGCAAAAAGAAGAGACGGCCAAGCAUGACACCUUCUUCGAAUGGUUUGUUCGAUAACAAUAGCUCCACGUUCGCUCCGUCUUCGACCCCUAGCAGCAGUCUGGCUCCGUCCGUUGCUAUGGAUACAAGCAGCAACACAACAACGAUAGGCACAAUGAACGUGACACUCGACGACUUUGACCCGAUCUUUCUGAACGAGACGGAUGGCAAUGUCGGUGCGAAUGAAACAUCAUCCCCCACGCAAAGCACCACGAUAUUCACCACUGAUAGCCCCACGCUAAGUCCAACGACGGCAAGCCCCACUAAAAGCCCUUCGAACAGCCCAACGCAAAGCCCUACGAGGGAUCCAGAAAUGAUUAUUCCCGACGCAGUGGAUCUGACCCCCGCUGGAGACACCUACGUUGUGAUCCUCCCGGACGGAGAGGUGUACGAGAAGGAGAGUGCAACCCCCACCCUCUUGGUGCGAAGCCGCAACAGCGCGGGAAACAAUGGUGCUUCGUUGAUCACCCAGCAGGUCAACGAGGAUGAAAUCCUCGCGGGCGAUGGCCUGCCCCUGGAUGCCCUGUCAUACGCCCUCCUCCACUUCGACAUGGCAGACUACAAGUGGUACGAGGACGGCAAUGCCGAGUUGCUCUCCAGAAAGGCGAACGCCUAUUUGUGCCUAGAGCAUGUUCCGAACACCCGCGAAAACGAUGCGUGGGGGAAUCCGAAUGACCAAAAGAUUUUUUCCGCGUGCCGCGUCGAGAAUCCGAUCCUGGAAGAGGACUGGCUCGCAAAUCCAGCAUUCCAGGCAGAACUCACCGGGUACAAGAUGCCGGAGGACUGUUUUGGCGGAGAGGUCAAUAAGACCUUUGUGAGCCCUGAUACGGGGGAAGUUUGCAUCGACGUCUCGAUGUUUGUGGACAACUAUCCGCCCUUUGCGGAGGUUGACCCGAGCGAUGAUUUUACAUCGCCAGAUCCCGACGAUGAAGACCUGGUAGAGACGCUCGGAGUUCGCCACCGGCUCCUUCGCCCUAACAGGAACAAGAAUAUGGAAUCUACCAACGAGACGGAAGCCUUCUCGCAGUCAGCGACGCCGCGGGUCGGUGGAAACUACAAGAACAUGCUGUUCAUGGUGGCCCACAUCGAGCCGGGCGUGGACGCCAGCGCGGAAUUCUACAGCCGACAGGACACCGACAACGCACCAAAGCUCUAUGUGACGCUGGAGACGCUGACGGAGGCCCCCACGGUGGCUCCCACGGGUUCGGAGUACCCGUCGCAGCAUCCAACGGCAGACGCUACGAACGAUGUCACUCUUGGUUCGAGCGGUGGCGGCGGCACCAUCGGGGCGGUAGACGGGAAUGCCACCAUGGUACCGACGUCUGGUUCGACCACCGCCUCCAGCGAGAGCGCUUCGUGAGACGAAAUUGGAGCCGUAGCACCGACGUCU